AUGGAAAUGGCACCGCUGCCCCCACGGACACGGGACCCCAGGCAGGUCCUGCCCGCACCCCCCCCUCCAUCCCCCCAGCCUGUGGUGGAGGACGACUUCCAGUUCAUCCUCUGCGAGGGCUGCCGGCAGGAAUCGCCCAACCUCAAGCUCCUCACCUGCCUGCACACCUUGUGUCUUGAUUGUCUGAGUGAGAACAAACCUGUAGGGCAGUGUCCUGUGUGCCGGAUGGCCAUCCCACAGGCUAGCGGCAUCCCCAACACCGACAACCUGCUCUUCACCAACCUCCAAGCCAAGCUGCACAUCUAUAAAAAAAUCAGCAAGGGCAGGGGGCUGAGCUGCAGCCGGUGUCAGCGGGAAGCGGCAGCGGUGUGGUGCUCCGAAUGCGAGGACUUCCUUUGUACCAAGUGCUUUGAGGACCACCAGUGGUUCUUCAAGAAGAGAAGCCACGAGGCCAGGAGGGUGGAGGAUCUUCGCACUGAGUCAGCGCAUCGCUUCUUGGAAGACACCAGAAGAUCCUGCAACCUCUUCUGCUCCAGUCCUGGUCACGCCGACCAGGGUCACAUCUCCAG
This is a messenger RNA of Pterocles gutturalis (yellow-throated sandgrouse), 569 nucleotides long. RefSeq names its product promyelocytic leukemia (gene PML). Gene Ontology annotation, biological process: PML body organization; intrinsic apoptotic signaling pathway in response to DNA damage; positive regulation of DNA-templated transcription. Gene Ontology annotation, molecular function: ubiquitin-protein transferase activity; zinc ion binding. The transcript has a single exon. The record is from RefSeq and is a predicted model, not a curated record. The annotation marks the transcript as partial. Gene Ontology annotation, cellular component: chromatin; PML body; nucleoplasm. Lineage: Eukaryota; Metazoa; Chordata; Aves; Pterocliformes; Pteroclidae.